This is a messenger RNA of Oppiella nova, 1318 nucleotides long. NCBI's taxonomy places the organism in Eukaryota, Metazoa, Arthropoda, Arachnida, Sarcoptiformes, Oppiidae. The record is from the annotation of a GenBank genome assembly.
AUGGCGUUCUCCCCGAAUAGGGAGCGAUACGACCGGUUCGAGAGGGAUCGGUCACCCCUUGGCGAUCACAUGUGUGCCACAAACUCACCCCCGAAGCAGACACUGGCCGAUCAGUCCCGUGAUCUCGCCAUUAAGGUGCAGAUCCUGACCGAUGAGAAUCGACGUCUCAGUGAAGACAUCCAGGGCCUGAAGGCGGACAACGCAGAGCUGACCACUGCUAACACUCUGAAGGCCAAAGAACAGACCCAAGCGAUCAAUGGUCUGAAGGCGGAGCUGACGACUGUUCGCAAGGAGAAGGAGAAACUGAACGAUGAGGUGAAGGAAAGGAAGAAGUUUCUGGAGUUUUAUAAGAAUAAGAAGGACUCAGAGAUCAAGACUCAAAUCCAGAAGUACGAGAAGGAGUUGUCGGACGAGCGGAAACAGAAACAACAUUUGGAGCAACAGUUGAAAGUGAAGGACGAGGAGAAGAAGAAGCUGACGAACCAAAUGAAGGCUCUCAUGAAGGAUAUGAAGGCCAGCGACAAGUCGGACGAGAAGGAGAAGAAGUACCGGACGUUGUGUUCGGAAUACAAGGCCGUGAAGGAGAAGAACGCGAAACUCAAGACCAAAAUGACUGAAUUGGCGGACAAUGAGAAGGGAUGGAGGGCUAAGCACACGAAAGCCGUCAGAGAUGUAGAGAAAGUUCGCAAAGAGAAGGAAGACUUGGAGAGACGGCUGACCGACGAUAUCACCGCCAGAGAGAAGUCGUUUGACUCGGAUGUGACGGCACUUCGCAAACAGGUUCAGCACUUCCAGAGGUCGUCGGAGCUUAUGAAACGAAGGCUUGAGAAGUCUGAGUAUACGAUGAAGAAAGUGGAGGAAAUGUUUCAGAAAAAUGUGCCCAAUAUUAACAAAUCUGUUGGCGAUAAUACUAAUGUCGUGAUCGACCACUUGUUGGCUAAGAUCACGCAAUAUGUGAACCACAGUCGCACAGAAUUGAAUGAAAAGAAUGACAUCUCAUGUGCGGAUGUGGUUCGAGACAAUUGGACACAAAAAGACACGAUCACUGCCAACGCUAACAGAAUCACGUCCAAUACGAGCGAAGGAAAAAUCCUGUGUCCGGAGUGUCCCCGAUCCUUCAGUGGAACCAUUUUCUUGAAUAAACACAUGAUUGCUAAGCACUCGUCUGAACCGAUGGACACGUCCGCCAUCAUCGACAACAUUGAUAUCUCCGACGAUGAAUAGCCCGAAAUGACUCAACCGUUCAUUUGUUUCACUCUUUAAUGCUCGCAACCAUUUGAUUGUUUUUACGUUUUUUGGAUUUUAUAUUUAAUGACAA